Messenger RNA from Phanerochaete carnosa HHB-10118-sp, 548 nucleotides. RefSeq lists its product as uncharacterized. Lineage: Eukaryota; Fungi; Basidiomycota; Agaricomycetes; Polyporales; Phanerochaetaceae. Bases 61 to 447 code for a protein of 128 amino acids. The record is from RefSeq and is a predicted model, not a curated record. The transcript has a single exon.
CUAGCUGACUCUCCUCCAGGAUUUCCAGCGUUCCUUGCAGAGCUUUCUUGCUGCUAUAAUAUGCGCUCUUUGGACUUAUUCCUACAUGACAUGGAACAUUUGACGGCUGCGAAGACUGUCAUCGAAUACCUCGCAAACCUGCUCAAACCUCUUCCCAUUGCCGAAGUCGGAAUCGCACUACAUUCGCAGGGUAUGUCACUGUUCGCCUCAAGCAACUAUGGCACUCGUGGACCGGCUGCUGCUUUACGUGCCUUAGACACGCUCCUCUGCAGUUUUAGCCGAUUACGUCGUGUCACGAUCAGGCAGACGCUAGCAGGUUCCAAUCCUCCCAUUGGCAAUCCGCGUUCGACAGAGCCCGUAGGAGGCUACGUAAGGUGCGAGGGAGCCGCGAUGCUGUGGAGAAAUUUGCCGGAGUUGCGGAAACGUGGCAUUCUUCGGGUCGAGUGAAAGACGAUAGUUGGCUGCGGACGUUCCAAUAUAUCAAGUUUACUCGUUCUAGUUGUGAUGUAAGUAAGGAUUCGGAUCUGCUGUUGUCAAUGUGAAAUUGC